Molecule: messenger RNA, 5917 nt
Organism: Puntigrus tetrazona (Sumatra barb)
Lineage: Eukaryota; Metazoa; Chordata; Actinopteri; Cypriniformes; Cyprinidae
Exons: 39
Coding region: 125-5518 (1797 amino acids)
Biological process (GO): cell-matrix adhesion
Cellular component (GO): cell surface
Source: RefSeq, a predicted model, not a curated record
AUCUUCUCUGUCCCCUGACGCCCUCGUCACGCUGCUGAGUUGCAAGGCACAGAGCAACCCGACCACCAGCGCAGAGGCGUGGAAGCUUUUCUUCCAGAAAGUGGCCGGAGUUCUGGAGGAGGCUAUGUCAGCGUACUCCAACAAAAGCCUCAGUGACCCUCAGCCUGACUCCCGUGUUCUCGAUGCCAUUGGAGAGGUGAAAGUCAACAACUUCAGCCCCACACAACUGACAGAUGUCCGCUUCAUUGCCGACUGGUUCCAGGGACGGCUGAGGCCAUUCUUGCCAGCAGUCUCCAGGGACUUCCUGUCCUGCCUUAGCGGCAAGAACUUCAGUUGCGCAACCUACCAAGUUGUGGUGCAGGCUCUCAGUCAUCAAGCGUCCCUCAUGGACGUGAGGCAACAACGGCUCGUCUUCAGCGAUUUUGUCCAUCCCUUCCUCUCGAGAGAUGACCUAACAGAUCCUGCCUGUCUUACCAAAACUACGAGCAGCGCUGACUGGCUGGAGAAGAACUUUGGCAACUUCUCCGUCUACGCGAGCUUGGAGGAUUUGAAGACGCUGAAUGCAAAUUUCUCCAGCUUUGAUUCGUUGGGGCUGCUGAGCCCUAGCCAAGUAGCUGAACUGAUCCUGAGCUCCGGAGCACUGAACAACACCAAUCAGAUUAACGCUGUGUUCGACCACCUGGAGGAAGGCGAAGCUUUCAAGAACGUGGAGGAGUUUCUAACGGAGCUGAACGCAUCUCCUGAGAUUCCCGAUAUCACCCCCGCUGUGAGAGACGUGAUGAUGAACCGAACCUUUGUAAUCAUUGAACUGAAGCUCCAGGAAUUUGUGGCUCCUGACUGGAAAGUGUGGUUCACCGAGCUGCUCAUCCCUGUCCUGCCCAGUUUCACAGCAGAAAUGCUGCUUAAGGUCACGGCCAACAUUAACUGCACCAACUAUUAUGUGAUUGUUAAAGGGCUUAAUGUGGCUUAUGUACAAAUGCCUGUCAAAAUAAGAGAGGAGGUUGCUGUAAAUUUGGUAGUUUACCUCGAACAGUCUAAGCAGCAGAUCAGUCAGCCAGCCUGUAAACAGGGCAUCCAAAAUGAUACUGACUGGCUGGUGUUGAACCUCGGUCAGUUUUUCACCUAUGUGCCUUAUUCUGACUUGGCAGAAUUCAACAUUUCUAGGGACACCAUGUUAAGUUCUCUAACUGGUGAACAGAAGGUGGAGCGAAUAUUGACACCAAGUCUGGUGGAGGAUGAGUCUGCUGUUAGAGAAGUGUUUGGAUCAGUUGUAAAUUCUCCAAACCAGAACCAGUUGGAUGAAUUCUUUGAGAAAUUUAUCAAGAUGUCUGCAGAGAGAAACGUGUUGAGCAUCAGCACCGCUGUGAGCAGCAUCAUUCUGAACAUGACGUUGAUGGAUCUGGAGAAAAAGUUUGAAAGCUUCCAGCCGCAGACCUUUGCUUUAUGGUUCCAGACGUACCUACCCAUUUUCCUCCUUGGGAUUGGUCCGGAUAGCCUUUCUGUCAUCCCCAUGACCAUCAGCUGCGAUUCUUACAGAGAAAUCGUGAAAGGCUGUGAUGAUGUUUUCAGCGGUCUCACACAGAUUCAGACCAAAUAUGUCUACAGUUUCACACGAGAAUAUCUCUCCCAUCAACCCAGUCGAGGAAACUCCUGUGUGCAGAGUACUAACAGUGACUCUGACUGGCUGCUGAAAAACUUCGCAAAGUUCCGCAUCAUUGCCAACUUCAGCGACUUCAUCAACCUGAAGAGAGACUUUAAUGGGGUCAAGGCUGCAGAGUUUCUGACUCAGUCCCAGCUGGCCGAGCUUUGCUCUGACCCGUCUCGACUCAGCGGACCCCAAGACGUUCAGACUGUCAUGAGUGUGCUUCAAACACCGCAGCUUUCAGAGUUCUUUGAUGCUCUUUCUCCAAACAUCCAAGCGAAUGAAGCGGGCUACUCUGCCGGGGUGAAGCGGGUCUUCCUGCAGACGGUGCUGGAGCGAGGCGGUCUGGCGUCUGCUUCAGUCAGUGACUCAGACCUGUCGGUCUGGCUCACGGUUCGACUCAGACCACUGCUGUCUGUCCUGAGCUCAGCGGACGUCACAGUGUAUUUCAGCACGCUCAGGGCUCGAGGCUGCAGCGUCCAGCAGGAGGCUGUCAGUGUGCUGGACUCUCAAAGAACGGCUCUGGACAACAACACACAGCGUCAGAUCUAUAACAACAUCCAACAACUACUCACAGACGCUCCUCUUCGCUGUUAUGUGCGUGGCAGCUUCUACCUCUUCCUGAAGUCCUUCUUCCUCCAGUUUGGGUUUCCAGACCUCAGCACCUUCCAGUCUCUGAUGCCCGGGGACAGAAGGCCUGAGCUGCUGAGCUCCAUCUCUACUGCCGAACUGAGCGAGUUCCUAAACGCUCCUCAGAGUCUGGGGAACGGGUCGGGGCUCUGCGAUCUGCUCAGAGCAUACAACCAGACCGCCCAGUAUCUGGAGACGGAGCCGCUGGGGCCCGUGGGUUUGGCCCGGCAGGUGUUGGCCUGCGUCUGGCCCCAGGUUCUGAAGCUGGAGAUCCGGUCUGAAGUGGAUCAGUGGUUCAAGCUCCGGCUCGUCAGAUACCUGCCUCUUCUCAGCUCUGAGCUCCUCAGCCCCGCACAGCUCCACAGCGCCACCUGUCUGUCCUACAGCAAACUGCUUUCAGUUCUUGGAAACAACUACAACUUCUCUAGAACUGACUUCACCCCCGAGUAUGUUUAUGGCUCUGUGAAGGUGUACCUCACAAAUGGUGGCUCACCUCGCUGCUAUAAUGCCUCGGAUCCUCAGCUGAACUCCACUAACUGGCUUGUGAGCUACAUUGGUGUCUUCAUCAGAUACGUCAAUCUGUCUGACCUCAAUUCCUUUGUGUCGUCAGACCAGAUUGGUGUGUUCCUGGAAAACCCAGAGAACCUUCAGCUGCUCAACAGCACGGUGACCAGUGUCCAGUCCAGCGUAGCCAGUUACUACAUAACACAGCUGUACAUCUGGAACCCGUUCUUCAACCCCAUCAGUCUCCCAGGCCAGUUCUUGUGUGGAAUCCCUUCCCUUGCGUUCGAGUCUCUGGGAACAGAAGAAAGUUUGGUGCUCAUCCAGAGGAUCAAUGUGUUCUGUAAUGGAUCUGAGAGCUCUGAGAUCACAUCUGCUCUGGCAGCCAAUCUCCCGUCGCUCUCCUCCUCCACCAUCCAGCUGCUGGGCAGUCAGAGUGUGGGCCUGACGGAGGCUCAGAUAGGCUCUGCCUCCUCUGAUGUCAUUAAGGGCGCACUCUCCACCCUCAGCGCCGUGGACGGCUGGAAUCAGGGCCAAGCCAACGCAGUCAUACAGACCCUCAUUGAGUCCAACUUUCCAAUGAACACCGGCUCCUCGCUGCUGUCUCUGGGGACACUGGUCAAGGGCGUUCCGGCGGAGACCAUCUCCAACAUCGAACCCUCUGAGCUCCUGGCCAUAUCCCAAAAUCCAACAUUCAUCAGCAACAUCCUCUCAGCGCCAGAAAUCGUGCAGCUGGUUUAUGUCAUGAAGAUCGUGUCCAUAGAUGAGACUAAAGUCAUCGAGAAUGUUCCAGAUGCAUUGGCAGGGUCGAUCCCUCGCAUCUUGCUGAUCCCUCAGGAGUCUGUGAACGUCACCUUGAUCAACCAGAAGCAGUGGACACAGGAGCAGGCUGUGAUGCUGUUCGGCUCCGUGGCGAGUGUCAGCACAGACACAGAGGAGCUGUCUGAGGAGCUGCUGCAGGGCUUCACCUGUACGUCUGUCCGGACGCUGGCCGAGCCCAAGGUCAAGCAGCUGGUCAGAGCCUGCAGAUGGCGGCCGGGCCGGCAGAAGGUCCAGCUGAAGGAGAGCCAGCUGAUGUGUAUGUACAACUACAUGAAAGACGAGACUUCCACAAGCUUCACAGAUUUACCUUCGGACAUGCUGCUUUACUACAACUAUGAGAAGGUGGAGAAGGCGAGCUGCCGCUCGUAUUUCAGCGCGGUGGGAACAGCAGACUACUCCAUUCUUUCCGGCGUCCUCGACAAACAGAAGACUCUGUUCAACAACGCACAGAACUGUCUGGGUAUUUCGGGUCAGAGGUUAAGCAAAGAUCACGUGGAGGUUCUGGCUAACCUGACCUGCACCCUUGAUCCUGUCUACAUCCAAAACUCAGAUCCAACCAUCAUCGAUAAACUGAAGAACUGCCACGACCUCUCAGACGCUCAAAUCAGCGCUGUGCAAACCCUGCUACUCUCGGGAGAAACCAUCUAUGGGAACUCUUCUGGUUGGGGUCAACAGACGCUGGAGCAGCUCAAUACUCUCCCGCUGUACUUCACUGGGGACUUCUGGAACCUCUUCAGCCCGACUGUGAAGAAGAAGUACAUGAAGGUGUUCAUGCCGUUUCUGAGGACGAGGAACACAGAGAAGCCCAAACUAAAGAAACUCUUUAAAAACUGCAACACUGAGUUAAGCGCUCGAAGCAGAAUGAGCCGCUCUACAGACUGCACCGCAGGAAACAUCACAGAGGCCAUGAUCGCAGACGCCUCCUUCCCCUUCGGCUACACCGCGGCCCAGUUCGACGCCUGUCUGACCCCCAAGGUCCUCCGAGACAACCUGGCCGCCGUCUCAGAGAAAGUGGACGACAACGACUUCCAGAGAAUCAUUCUAAACAAGCUGGAGCAGGUGUACCCGGCCGGACUCCCAGACGGCCCUCUGCAGCUGCUGUCCUCUGUCUCACGGCAGGCCACGCUGGACGAGAUCAGGACCUGGAGCGUGACCAGCAUCGACACGCUGACCGCUCUCAUGAACAGAAAGAACGGAGAAUGGGACAAAGACAAGAGUAACGAGGUGAUCCUCAGGUAUCUGAGUGUGGCCGGUCAUACUUUAGGCACUAAUGAGCUGAACAUCAUCGGCUCCAACAUCUGCUCUCUGAACAUCUCUACACUUCAGAGCAUUAAAGCGGGAGACCUGAGUAAUGCAGAAGUUCUGGAUCUGUCCUCGUGCUCGCUCGAGCAGAAAUCAGUUCUGUACAGCACUGCUAACUCCUCUUUCAGAGCUCAACGCAGCAACGGCCCUAUUUACUUCCACCUCAUCAGCCCCUACCUCGGUGGUGCUCCGGUUGAGGACGUGAGGGCUUUGGCAUCUUCUAACAUCACUCUGGACAUCAGCACCUUCAGGAGUCUCAGCAUUCCUGUAGUGAAGGCUCUGAGCGUGUCGGACGUGCGCUCUCUCAUGGGCUCAGCCGUGGCCGAUCUGAAGGUGUUUGAGAACGACUCUGUGGUCCAGGCCUGGAUCUCCUCACAGCGGCAGUCUCAGUUAGACACGCUGAACAUCGGUCUGUCGGGAGGCCAAGCCGAUCCGAGCACGUCUUCACCUGUCAACGUCCUGAACAACAACAGCACCGUUUACAGCAGCGGCUCGCAGGCGACGGCUCCCGGCCAAUCAGCUGCAGCCACCGUCACCGUACAGGGAUCUGCACCAGCUCUUCGUCUCGGUCCAGGCCUGUGGCUCCUCGUGUCCUGUGUGUGGCUUUUGACCUUCACGUGACAUCAUACCACAUCCGUAAUCAAAAACUCAUUAAAUCAUCAUCAGAAAUCAGUUAGAAUAACAUAAGUGCUUCAUUAAAUCAAUAACGUCAGAAAUAAAUCAAUAUUAGAUGAAUAUCAGUACUUAAUAUUAGUUGAUUUUUGUGUCUCUCUGUGUCUUUAUAAUCAUGUUUGUUCUGAAGUUAUUUUUAAUUUAAUCUUUAAUGAUUUUAUAACAAAUCUGUGAACUUAUUUAAAACUUGUAUAGUGUAAUAAAAAAUAUUAUUAAAAUACAAUAUAACAAAAAUGAAGGAAAUCACAAUUGUGUUAAAUUAAUACGAUAGAAUAUCAAAUUAUUUUGUGCCUUAAUAGUAGAAUAUUAUUUUCACAUUCAUUGUUACUGUAAAGAAAAAAUUCUCAA